AUGUAUCUGAACAACUAUGAACUCUACAGUUCCCGUGAGAGUCUUGAGAGUCGUCGCUCGCCACCACCACCAGACAGCCAGCUCCUCAAUCCUUUGGCAACUCUCUACCCACAUGUUGCAAACAUGCAGCCUCGGAACAGCACUUACAACUUUGAUGGCUACCGUGAUACAGGCUACUUUGUUGCCGCUUAUACCACAAACUCCAACCAGCCCUCUCCUUCAUCUCCAUCUCCGGCAGACAGCUGCCAACCACCAUACCGUCGCUUUGUCUCCAGACUCCGCCGACUGCUCAGCCGGGACGAUUUGAAAUCUCCUGGUCGUCGAUUGAGAUCGCGUCCUGAUACUGCGCGGCCUGAUACAGCCAGACCUUCCACUGCACGACCUUCUACAGCAUGGUCUAAUAUGGCGCGACCUACUACUGCACGACCUACCACCUCUCGGGGCUUGCAUGACCUAUUAUUCUAA
Molecule: messenger RNA, 465 nt
Organism: Penicillium taxi
Lineage: Eukaryota; Fungi; Ascomycota; Eurotiomycetes; Eurotiales; Aspergillaceae
Exons: 3
Coding region: 1-465 (154 amino acids)
Source: RefSeq, a predicted model, not a curated record